AUGGUUUCCGUUAUUUCCAAGAAGAGAAAGCUAGUAGCUGACGGUGUUUUCUACGCCGAAUUGAACGAAUUCUUCACCAGAGAAUUGGCCGAGGAAGGUUACUCUGGUGUCGAAGUGCGUGUCACCCCAACCAAGACCGAAGUCAUCAUCAGAGCCACCAGAACCCAGGAUGUCCUUGGUGAGAACGGUAGAAGAAUCAACGAAUUGACCUUGUUGGUGCAAAAGAGAUUCAAGUACCAGCCUGGAUCCAUCGUUCUGUACGCCGAGAGAGUCCAGGACCGUGGUUUGUCCGCUGUUGCCCAAGCCGAAUCUAUGAAGUUCAAGUUGUUGAACGGUUUGGCCAUCAGAAGAGCCGCCUACGGUGUCGUCAGAUACGUCAUGGAGUCCGGUGCCAAGGGUUGCGAGGUUGUCAUCUCCGGUAAGCUAAGAGCUGCCAGAGCCAAGUCCAUGAAGUUUGCCGACGGUUUCUUGAUCCACUCCGGUCAACCAGUCAACGACUUCAUCGACACUGCCACCAGACACGUCUUGUUGAGACAAGGUGUCUUGGGUAUCAAGGUCAAGAUCAUGAGAGAUCCAGCUAGAAACAGAGCUGGUCCAAGAGCUUUGCCAGACGCUGUUAACAUCUUGGAGCCAAAGGACGAGGAACCAAUCUUGGAACCAUCCGUCAAGGACUACAGACCAGCCCCAGUUGCCACUGAGGAGGCUCCAGCCGCUGAGCAAGCUCCAGUUGAAGCUUCUGCUUAA
Lachancea mirantina is the source of this 744-nucleotide messenger RNA. The record is from the annotation of a GenBank genome assembly. NCBI's taxonomy places the organism in Eukaryota, Fungi, Ascomycota, Saccharomycetes, Saccharomycetales, Saccharomycetaceae.